GUAAAUAAAUACCGUCGAGGGAAGUUAUAAUUAAUUAUCAUAACAGCUGGAUGGCUUCAUCACCUGUCUGUCAGCAUUUAUGAAACAGUCCGCAUGCUCUUACAUCGAUAACCGUUGAGUUCCGCUUCGGGAGGAACCGCUACGUUUGGUUGACUGCAUCCGCAGCCCAUCCGGGGUAAGGAGGAAGACAUAAAAAGAAGAUGUCCUUCUUCAAUUUUCGGAAGAUCUUCAAGUUGGGACCCGAUAAAAAGAAGAAGCAGUACGAGCACGUACACAGAGAUGUCAACCCAGAAGAGAUCUGGGAUAUUAUAGGGGAGCUGGGAGAUGGCGCUUUUGGGAAAGUGUUCAAGGCGCAGAACAAGCUGAAUGGGACCCUCGCAGCUGCUAAGGUCAUUGACACAAAGACAGAAGAUGAACUGGAGGAUUACAUGGUGGAGAUCGACAUUUUGGCCUCCUGCAACCACCAUCACAUUGUCAAGCUGCUGGAUGCUUUCUACUUUGAAGGCAAACUUUGGAUUCUGAUUGAGUUCUGCGCCGGUGGUGCUGUUGAUGCCAUCAUGCUGGAACUUGAAAGACCUUUGACUGAGCCUCAGAUACGAGUGGUGUGUAAGCAGACGCUGGAGGCCUUGGUUUACCUCCACGAGAAUAAGAUCAUCCACAGAGACUUGAAAGCUGGAAACAUUCUCCUCUCCUUGGAUGGAGAUGUAAAACUAGCUGAUUUUGGGGUGUCUGCUAAAAAUAACAACACAUUACAGAGAAGAGAUUCUUUCAUUGGCACUCCAUAUUGGAUGGCACCAGAGGUGGUGAUGUGUGAAACUUCCAAAGACCGUCCGUAUGACUACAAGGCCGACAUUUGGUCCCUCGGGGUAACUCUCAUAGAGCUGGCACAGAUUGAACCACCCAACCACGAGAUGAAUCCCAUGAGAGUGUUACUGAAAAUAGCCAAGUCCGAGCCACCCACGCUCAUGCAACCCUCUCGCUGGUCUCCAGAAUUUAAUGACUUUUUGAGGAGAGCUCUAGACAAGAAUGUGGACAAUAGAUGGAAUGCAGUCCUGCUUCUGCAGCAUCCUUUUGUGACAAGUGUAACUGAUAGCAGACCUGUCAGAGAACUCAUCGCUGAGGCCAAAGCGGAAGUCACAGAAGAGCUUGAAGAUAGCAAAGAGGAAGAAGAGGAGGAUGAACCCGAUACACCUGUGGCAGCUCCUGGGCACAAACGAGCUCCAUCAGAUGUCAGUGUGGCCAGCUCGGAGGAAGACAAAGCCCCACCGACCCCCUCCAACCUUGAGUCUGUUACAGAAAAGGCAGAAGCUGAGCCUGUUAACGACCAAACCAGCGAUAAGCUCUCUGAUGAGGGACUUGGAACAAGUGAAACCGAUAAGAACGAAGAGGAGAAACUCAAUGAAGUGUCUGAUGCCAGUAAUGAAGAUCUGACCUCUGGACUAAUGGAGACCAGUAACAAUUUUACCUCACAAGACUCAUCCAGUGCUAAACUAGAAGGAGCUCAAACUGAAGAUGUUUCUGUUGAGCCUGCAGUGUCUGAAACGAAAGAAACUGUAGAAGAACCUCAAACAGAUGGUAAAGAAAUGGAGAGAGGACAGAAGGAGACGGAGGAAAACAAAACGGAAGUGGAAAAUACCCAAAUAAUAGAACAAAAACAGCCACAACAGGUUAAAGAAAAAGGUGUAAUGGUAUCUGUAGAAUCACAAAGCAAGCCUGAGGAGGCAUCAACACAAACUGCAUCUGAAUCACAGGAAGUCACGCAGGCUGACAAAGUGUGUGACGAAUCAGAAGAGGAGAUAUCAACACAUGAAUUGACAGAGGCCAGAACAGAAGACAGUGUCACAGCUAAAAAUGGAAACGCAGAGAAUUUAGUUUUAAAUGAAAUGGACACAAUUAUAAAUGGAGUCGCAGACACAAAGAGCAGUGUGGUGGAGACCUCCACAGAAUCCGAAUUAGAAAACAAGACCACAGAAAGUCAGUCUGAGAAGUCUGCCUCUGAAGAGGCAGAGCAGCCUACACAAGAGAAUCGGGCAGGAAAGGAGCGUGAACUUCAAGAACAAGCACAGAAUGAAUCCAGCAUAGUCAAUGAUGAGGUCAGAGAUGAGUCUAAGGUUUCUGACCAAACAGCUGCAUCUAAAGAUGAUUGGGAGAAAUCAGCUCAAGCUGAUGAAAUCACAUCACAGGUUGCCACAUCUGUUCAAGAAGCUGAUUCAGAAACCAAGAUGGAGCCUGGAAGCCCCGCUGUAGUCAAGUCAGAUGUGGAGAAAGACUCUGACUCUGGAAGCAGCUCUGCUGCUGACAGCAGCAGCCUUGACCUCAAUCUGUCCAUCUCCAGCUUCCUGUCCAAGAGCAAAGAAGGAGGCUCCAUAUCUAUGCAGGAGUCAAGACGUCAGAAGAAGACCCUGAAGAAGACGCGCAAGUUUAUGGUAGAUGGUGUGGAGGUCAGUGUGACGACGUCAAAGAUAGUGACAGAUAACGACACCAAGAGUGAGGAGAUGAGGUUCCUGAGGCGGCAGGAGUUAAGAGAGCUGCGCCUUCUUCAAAAAGAGGAGCACAGAGCCCAACAGCAGCUGAGCAACAAGCUGCAGCAGCAAAGAGAGCAGAUCUACCGGCGCUUUGAACAGGAAACUACUACAAAGAAACGUCAAUAUGACCAAGAGGUGGAGAACCUUGAGAAGAAGCAGAAACAGACGAUUGAGCGACUGGAACAGGAUCACACCAGCCGGCUCCGAGACGAAGCCAAACGCAUCAAAGCGGAUCAAGACAAAGAACUGUCCAAGUUCCAAAACAUGCUGAAGAGCAGGAAGAAGGAGGCCAUUCAGGAAGUUGGACAGUCACCUAAACACACGAGACAAGAGCUCAUGAAACGGUUAAAAGAAGACCUGUCGCUCCUUAAGACUGCAGAGGAGCAGGAGUUUCUACAGAAACAGCAACAAGAGCUGGAUGGAGCUCUGAAGAAAAUUAUCCAGCAGCAUAAACUGGAGAUAGCCACCAUCGAGAGAGACUGCCUCAACCACAAACAGCAGUUGAUGAGAGCUCGGGAGGCAGCGAUGUGGGAGUUGGAGGAGCGCCACCUGCAGGAGAAGCACCAGCAGCUGAAGCAGCAGCUGAAGGACCAGUACUUCAUGCAGAGACAUCAGCUGUUAAAGCGGCAUGAAAAGGAAAUGGAGCAGAUGCAGCGCUACAACCAGCGUUUGAUAGAGGAGCUGAAGAACAAACAAACUCAAGAGAGAGUUCGCCUGCCCAAGAUCCAACGCAGCGAUGCCAAGACGCGCAUGGCCAUGUACAAGAAGAGCCUCCGCAUCACCGCCACAGCAGCCAUCACUCCGGACCAGGAGAGGGAACGGAUAAAACAGUUUGCUUCACAAGAGGACAAAAGGCAGAAGAACGAGAGACUCCAUCAGCACCAGAAACACGAGAACCAGAUGAGAGAUCUGCAGCUGCAGUGCGACUCGAACAUCAGGGAGCUGCAGCAGCUGCAGAAUGAGAAGUGCCACCUUUUGGUCGAGCAUGAGACCCAGAAGCUGAAGGAGCUGGAUGAGGAGCACAGCCAGGAGAUGAAGGAGUGGAGAGAAAAGCUAAGACCCAGGAAGAAGGCUUUAGAGGAAGAGUUCACGCGGAAGCUCCAGGAGCAGGAAGUCUUCUUCAAAAUGAGUGGUGAAUCUGAAUGCCUUAACCCCACCACCCAAAGUCGAGUGUCCAAGUUUUACCCCAUCCCAAACCUGCAGAACUCUGGUUUAUAGCCUCAUACGUCCAAGUUCUACAAAUCUGUCAAACAAGUCCGUGCUCACUGCAUUUUCCUGGUAAAACCUUUUAUUUAUAUUACUGAUCAACAUGAAAAUGUAAUUCCUUUUGAUUUGAUUGUUUGAGAGCAUGAUGUGCCUACACACGGUUCCCUCACUCGAUAAGGUUUUCUCAGCUUUCUGAGAAAUAUCUCACGAUUUUUGCACUUUUCGAGCAUGUUGAGAUUGGGAGUUAAAGUCCGUCAUGCUCGUCAGAUGAACGUAAGCACAGCCUGCAACAGUAUGAAUAAUCUC
This is a messenger RNA of Nematolebias whitei (Rio pearlfish), 4037 nucleotides long. It is a transcript of the gene slka, whose product is annotated as STE20-like kinase a. NCBI's taxonomy places the organism in Eukaryota, Metazoa, Chordata, Actinopteri, Cyprinodontiformes, Rivulidae. Gene Ontology annotation, molecular function: protein serine/threonine kinase activity; ATP binding. The transcript has 19 exons. The record is from RefSeq and is a predicted model, not a curated record. The coding region runs from base 201 to 3743 and encodes 1180 amino acids. Gene Ontology annotation, biological process: protein phosphorylation.